Helianthus annuus (common sunflower) is the source of this 1998-nucleotide messenger RNA. RefSeq names its product probable hexokinase-like 2 protein. The record is from RefSeq and is a predicted model, not a curated record. Bases 135 to 1793 code for a protein of 552 amino acids. Gene Ontology annotation, cellular component: cytosol; mitochondrion. Gene Ontology annotation, biological process: glucose 6-phosphate metabolic process; intracellular glucose homeostasis; glycolytic process. Lineage: Eukaryota; Viridiplantae; Streptophyta; Magnoliopsida; Asterales; Asteraceae. The transcript has 9 exons. Gene Ontology annotation, molecular function: mannokinase activity; ATP binding; glucokinase activity.
AGAGAGAGACUCGUUCUUCAUCACUCCACAAAAACCGCUCUUCUGUCUGUUAUGCAUUCAUUCAUCGGUGGUUCAUAUUUUCCAAUUCAAACACAUUCUUUUCAAUCCAAAACCAACAACAAACUUUCUUUGCAAUGAGGAAAGAAGUUGCAGUUGCCGCAGUGGCCACCGUGUCCACCGUGGUGGUGGCCGGAGUGCUGCUUGUCCGUUGGAAGAAACGAGACGAGAGACGAUGGAAACAAACGCAACGCAUGUUUCGCAAAUUCGCCAAUGACUGUGCCACUCCUGUCCCCAAGCUGUGGCAUGUGGCCUUCGACUUAGUUUCCGAUAUGCAGACCAGUCUUUCUGAUCAGUCUCAGACCGAUUAUGUCAUGCUUCCGUCCGUUACCUCAUCCCUUCCCUCUGGUACCGAGGAAGGUUUAUAUUAUGGUGUGAAUCUACGUGAAGAUAACUUCUUGAUGAUGCGCGCAAGGCUUCGAGGGAGAAAUGACCCGAUCACUGAUCUAGAUAGAGAAGAAGUAGAAAUCCCCCCUGAAGUCAUUUCGGGCACUUAUAAGGAACUAUUUGAUUACAUAGCACUAAAGCUCGCGGUUUUCAUCUCAAUAAACACGAAAACAAACCCGAUCGCUCCAAAAGGGAAAAUGGGCUUCACCGUAUCUUUCCCGUUACAUGAUGGACCGGCAGCAGCCGGUGCAAAUGUUAUAAGAUGGAAGUCAUUUCCUGUCAAUGAGGCAGCCGGGAAAGAGCUGGCAAAGGACUUUAACGAGGCGCUCGAAAAACAUGGAAUAGAUUUGCGGGUCACUACAUUGGUAGAUGCUACAUUGGGGGAUCUGUCAGGUGGGAGAUAUUACAACAGGGAUUGUGUAGCUGCUGUUACAUUGGGGUUAGCUACUAAUGCUGUUUAUGUUGAGUCAGCUCAGUUUGUUCCCAAUGGAGGAGGAGUAGACAAAAACAAAUUUGGAGAAAUGGUUAUUGACAUGCAAUGGGGCAAAUUUAAUACUCCACAUCUUCCUAUAACUCAGUUUGACAUGGCCUUGGAUUCGGAAAGCUCGAAUCCAGGAUCUCGGAUUUUUGAGAAGUUGAUUGGAGGGAGAUAUCUAGGAGAGGUAGUGAGAAGAGUGUUACUUAAAAUGGCCAAAGAAACUGCAUUAUUUGGAGAAACUGUUCCGGAUAAACUCAAGACCCCUUACAUAUUAAGGUCUCCGGAUAUGGCUGCCAUGCAUCAAGAUACAUCAGAAAAUCGCGACGCUGUCCAGGAGAAGCUUAUGGAAGUUUUUGGGAUUGCUUCAACAAGUCUAGCAGUGAGAGAACUCGUGACCGAAGUGUGUGACGUCGUGGCGGAAAGAGGAGCUCGUUUGGCGGGUGCGUGCAUAGUCGGGAUAAUGAAAAAGCGCGGGAGAAUCAACGACAAGAAAAGCGUGGUGAUAAUCGAAGGCGGGUUAUACGAGCAUUAUAGAGUUUUUAGAAAUUUAUUACACAGCAGUAUUUGGGAAAUGUUGGGAGGUGCAUUAGCAGAUAAUGUGAUUGUGGAGCAUGCUCAUGGUGGAUCUGGAGCUGGCGCCAUCUUUGUCGCUGCGGCGCACUCGCAAAUCCGCCAUGAGUCCUUCGAUCCGCCUUUAUCCGAAAUCAGAAAUCGGAAGGGGAAUGAUGACGAUGACCAAAUGGACUUGUUGGACUGGAAAGAUGAUCAAUCGGAUUCGGCUUCUUUGAAGGGGGGUGAUCAGAUGGACUCAACUGCCGAGACUAGUGAUCACUCCGACUCGAGUGAUGCCGGGUCGAAAAAUAAGAUUUAAAGCAGUGGUGUUCAUCGAGUCGAAUAAUUCGAAUUCCGGGUUAUUCAAUUUGAAGAUUUCAAACUGUAACUAGUUUUCUGGACUUGUGGGCACAUUGGGCCUAAAAUAUUGGGUCACUAAUAUUCUGGAGAUAUGUUAUAUACUUAUAUGCUUAUUUUAAUGAGCCCAUUAGUAUGUUACAAAAAAAAAAAAAAAAAAAAAAAAA